AUGGCUUCCCAUCCUUUGCUCACAGCUUUCCGCGUGUCCAAGCCUGCUUUCGGCGCGUGGAUCACCCUCCCAGGCACGUUCAACGCACGCACGGCAGCCCUCGCCUCUCCGCACAUAUCGUGGCUUGUCAUCGAUUGCGAGCAUGGUAUGACUUCACUUCAACCAGGUGUGGGGGAGUCCAUCCAAGCGGUCGCUGGCUUAGGCGCCGCUGCGCCGAGCACUAUCGUUCGCAUCCCUGCGACAGGACCAUGCGCAGAUACCAGUGCAGCCUGGCAGAUUAAGUAUGUGCUCGACGCCGGUGCGCGUGGUGUGCUAGUUCCAAUGGUGUCUAAUCGUGCCCAGACGGCGUCUGUGGUUGCUGCCGCACGGUUCCCCCCUACUGGUAUCCGCGGGUUUGGGAGCCCAUUCACCCAAGCUGUCUGGGGCAUAAGUGCCAAGGAGCACCUCACCACCGCUAACGAGAGUAUACUCGUCCUCGUCCAGAUCGAGACGCGCGAGGGCGUGCAGAAUCUCGACGAGAUUCUAUCCGUCGAUGGUCUUGAUGGCGUCUUCAUCGGUCCAUAUGAUCUUUCACUGUCGUAUGGAUAUCCUGCGCCAUCGCCUGACCCUCAUCCCGAUGUGGAGGUGAUCAUCCAGGAGAUCCUCAUCAAAGCUCAUGCCAAGGGGAAGAAAUGCGCGUUCUUCUGCACAACGGGGAAGCAGUCUGCCAAGCGUGCUCAAGAGGGCUUCGAUAUGAUCAAUGUCAUCUCGGACGCUGGUGCCAUGACAGAAGGCCUCAAGCAGGCUUUUGCCAUCGCAGCUGGGGACGUUGCAGGGGAGCAGGCCUUCGGGUACUGA
This is a messenger RNA of Sparassis crispa, 837 nucleotides long. Its product is annotated as Phosphoenolpyruvate/pyruvate domain-containing protein. Gene Ontology annotation, cellular component: cytoplasm. Bases 1 to 837 code for a protein of 278 amino acids. Lineage: Eukaryota; Fungi; Basidiomycota; Agaricomycetes; Polyporales; Sparassidaceae. Gene Ontology annotation, molecular function: aldehyde-lyase activity. The transcript is spliced from 5 exons. The record is from RefSeq and is a predicted model, not a curated record.